Saxophila tyrrhenica is the source of this 810-nucleotide messenger RNA. RefSeq lists its product as uncharacterized. Bases 1 to 810 code for a protein of 269 amino acids. NCBI's taxonomy places the organism in Eukaryota, Fungi, Ascomycota, Dothideomycetes, Mycosphaerellales, Extremaceae. The record is from RefSeq and is a predicted model, not a curated record. Gene Ontology annotation, molecular function: phosphatase activity. The transcript is spliced from 2 exons.
AUGGACGGUCUUUUGAUUGAUAGCGAGGACUUGUACACGAUCUGCACGAACGAGGUGUUGCGGGAGUAUGGCAAGCCGGAUUUGCCGUGGCAUAUCAAGGCGCAGUUGCAGGGAAGACCGGGGCCAGAGGCCGGUCGCAUCUUCAACGAAUGGGCCCAACUGCCCAUCUCGCGCGAGGAGUUCUACACCAAAACCCGCGCCCUGCAAGAAAAACACUUCCCCUCCACCCAACCCCUCCCCGGCGUCCCCGCCCUCCUCUCCCACCUCGCCUCCACCACCAGCCCCAAAAUCCACCUCGCGCUCGCAACGAGCAGCAUGGCCGCCAACUUCGCGCUCAAAACCUCGCACCUCGAAUCCACACUCUUCCAGCACUUCCCGCCCGCGCAUCGCGUACUCGGCGACGACCCACGGAUCGGCGCAGGAAGAGGCAAACCGGCGCCGGAUAUCUACCUCGUUGCUUUGGAAACGAUAAACGCGCGAUUGAGAGAGGAAGGCGGGACGGAGGUGCAGCCGCAGGAAUGUCUAGUCUUCGAGGACAGCGUCCCGGGGGUCGAAGCGGGACGCAGGGCGGGGAUGCAGGUGGUGUGGUGUCCGCAUGAGGGGUUAUUGGGCGAGUAUACAGGGAGGGAAGGGGAGGUGUUGGCGGGGUUGACGGGGGAGUUGAAGGAGAAGAAUGAGGAGAUUGGGGUUGUGACGCCCGAAGGUGGGGAGAGGAGGAAGGGUGCGCCGGGGAGUGUGGGGGAUGGGUGGGGGAGAUUGGUGAGUUCGUUGGAGGGGUUUCCUUAUGGGGGUUAUGGGAUCAGGGUGUGA